UUUCCACGCAGGCGCAGUUUGUCAUACGCUACACAUGACCGUGAGGAGUAAAAACAAUGUGGCGUUUCUCCUUACAGAGGAGAUUCUUUCACUUCUCAUUGUGUUUAAUGAAGAAGUUAAAGAAUAAAACUGGCGCAGAGCAGCGCUGGCUGCAGCGGCAGUUCAAAGACCCGUAUGUCAAAGCUUCUCACGAACAGAACUUCCGGUGCAGAAGCGCCUUCAAGCUGCUGGAGAUAGAUGACAAGUUCAGGCUUUUAAAACCUGGCAGCAGUGUGGUGGACUGCGGAGCUGCACCCGGAGCCUGGAGCCAGGUGGCCGUCCAGAGGGUCAACUCAGACGGGAAAGAUCCAGCGAUACCCCGCGGUACAGUUGUUGGCAUUGAUCUGCUAAACAUACCAGCUCUGGAUGGCGCCCACUUCCUGCCCAGUCAUGAUGUCACCGACCCCGUCACGCACGCCAAGCUGCAGGAGCUGCUCCCCAAUGGCCGAGCUCACAUCAUCCUGAGCGACAUGGCGCCCAACGCCAGCGGAUUCAAGGCGAUGGACCACGAGAAACUCAUCACAAUGUGUUUGUCUUUGAUAGACUUGGCUGAUAAGAUUUUACAGCCAGGGGGUGCUCUGCUUUGUAAAUACUGGGACGGAUUCCACGCUCAUGAACUCCAGGAGAAACUCUCCAGAGUCUUCAGCAGUGUUCAGACUUUAAAGCCGAACGCCAGCAGGAAGGAUUCAUCUGAGAGAUAUCUCUUAGCUAAGAUGUACAGAAAACCAGCAAAAUGAUAUUUUAGAUGUGUGUGUAUAUAUAUAUAUAUAUAUAUAUAUAUAUAUAUAUAUAUAUAUUAAAUUCUGAUGCAUUCUGAGGAUUUACAGGCUCUUUUUGAAGAGUGGUCAUAAAGAAGAGGCCUACCUUUUAACUUUGAUCAAAAGGUGGCACUGUUGAGGCAUCAGUAAGGCCAACAGCUGCAGGCACAGACACAGACACAUUACAUACUGCCGCUGCUGACUUUUAUCCCUGCAAACUUAACACAGUAGCAGCAGUGAAUCAGUAAUAUGUAAACCUAUGCAAGAAUCAUCAGUGUGAUAUUCCUCAAGAGCCCAAUGCUGUGUUUUCUCUGAAGUUAUUGUUUGCCUCACAGUAUUUGUUCUACACAGUCAGUUUGGUAUUUGCUUUGUUACAGAAAGUCAUUUACCAGUGCUGCUUAUGCUAAUAAUUUGCGCUGCCAGCCAUGUAGAAAUAUGUAAUCAUUCUCUCAUUGAGAGCUUAAGAAGGGACAACCUAAUACAGAGUCACAUACAGCAUGACUAAUGGGAAGUGGGAUGAUACUGAGGCUUGGCACGCUGCAAGUGUUGUCGGGCUCUGCUCUCUGACAGUGCAGAGAUUUCCUGUGAAAAUAUUUUCAGCUCAGUAGACAGAUUUUCUUUUGAGAUUCCUCUUUAAAUCACUGUGUUAGACACUUUGGGAUUUAUUUUGUUUGUUUCUGUGCUUUUUCAUACUGAUGUGCUUCUGGUCGGAGUUCAGAGCCGCUGGUGAUGAAAUAAAAGGAUGUUUCUGUCAGAGCUGCAUUAUAGAAGACACAACUCAUAUAUUUGAUAUCACAGAGAUCUAUAUAAGGAUUCACGGUAUCAACCUUGCUGAUAUAACAUUAUCUACUAUGGCUUUUACUCAGUUGUUGUUGCUCUCCAUGCACCAUCUGCGGAGUAAAAAGACCCGGGCCCCAAGCAUGUGCUGUCUCAGUGGACAUACACCAGACUGACACUGUUUAUCAUGAUCAUGUGUCCUCAUGUUGGUCCAUGAUACUAACCCUACCUGCCUUCAUCACUCAGCAUGGAUUGUUGGCAAAAAUGAACAUGUCAUAGUACCAGUGGUGAAAAAAGUAUUCAGAUUCCUUACUUCAGUAAUAGUACUAAUACCACACUGUGAAAUGACUCAACUACAGGUAAAAGUUCUGCAUUCAAAACUUAAGUAAAAGUACAAAAGUAUCAGCAUCAAAAUGUACUUAAAGUAUCAAAAGAAAAAGUACUCGUUAUGCAGAAUGAACCCAUUCGGAUUGUUUUAUAUAUUCUAAAUAUAUUACUGGAUUAUAAUUAUUAUUAUUGAUGCAUUUUGUAAGCUGUGUUUUAAUUUUCUCAAGGUAGGGAUCACUAAGCAUCUACAUAAUAUAAUGUUAUGAAGUUUAAUUAAAAAAAUCACUAAAUUUGGCACGUCUUUCAUGUUCAAUCUCGACCUGAAAAGUAAUAAA
Messenger RNA from Centropristis striata (black sea bass), 2236 nucleotides. RefSeq names its product mitochondrial rRNA methyltransferase 2 (gene mrm2). Gene Ontology annotation, cellular component: mitochondrion. Gene Ontology annotation, molecular function: rRNA (uridine-2'-O-ribose)-methyltransferase activity. The record is from RefSeq and is a predicted model, not a curated record. The transcript has 2 exons. NCBI's taxonomy places the organism in Eukaryota, Metazoa, Chordata, Actinopteri, Perciformes, Serranidae. Bases 57 to 776 code for a protein of 239 amino acids. Gene Ontology annotation, biological process: RNA methylation.